CCAAAAAGACCCCCUACUAACCACCCCUUCUAUUCUUCUCCUUUCAUAUCAAUUAAAAAAAAAAAAAAAAAAAAAAAAAUACAGAAGUAGGGGCAUACAGCUUUCUUUACUCAGUUUCUGACUUUUCUUUCCUUUCUUUCUUUCCUUCUUUCUUAGCUUAGCGAUGAGAGUCCCGGCUAACCCUCCACAUACCAACCAGUCUUCUAACCCUAAAUCUGAACCUUGCAACAACAGCAACACCAAUAGCCAUAGCCGUAACAUCGGCUUGCAUAGUCCUAGCAUGUGUUACGAGCCGACUUCGGUGCUCGACCUUCGCCGGAGUCCCAGCCCCGUGGCCGGAAAACCAACCAAGGUUUCUGCUAUUUCCGACGUUUUGUCUCAUCAGCCAAAUGAUCCUCUUGAGUUGGACGAGCUGCAGGCGUUGCAUAACUUCGAUUGGGAUUCCGUCAUGAAGGAUUUGGGCUUGCCUGAUGAGUCCGUACCUGUUUUGAAGACCGUGACUCCACCAUUCAAUUCCUCCGAGCCUCAAAUUCCUCAUCUCCCUAUGUUCCCGCAACCUCAGCCGUUCGAUCCCACCCAGUUGGUUCAAUCCGAUUUUAAUCUCUCCGAGUUGUAUUCCGAUCACAAUCUAGCUCAGAAUUUAAACUCUUUCGAUCUCGCAGUUGAUAUCCAUCAUGGAGGUAAUUGGAACGUUGGAUUUGAUUUCAUCGAAGAUCUUAUCCGAGCAGCUGACUGUUUCGACUCUGACAAUUUACAACUCGCCCAUGUGAUAUUGGAGCGGCUCAAUCAGCGUCUGCGCUCUUCGCCUGUUGGAAAACCCGUCGGAAAAGGGCUACGGCGAGCUGCUCUAUAUUUCAAAGAAGCUCUUCAAUCCCUUCUUCUUAACGGUUCGAACAGGAUGACGAUGACUCGGAUGUCUAACUGGUCGGAAAUCGUUCAAACCAUCAAAGCCUACAGGGCUUUCUCUAAUAUGUCUCCAAUCCCUAUGUUCUCUCACUUCACCACCAACCAAGCACUCCUAGAAGCUCUUAACGGAUCCAACUUCAUCCACAUCAUAGAUUUCGAUAUCGGUCUCGGAGGCCAACAUGCUUCGUUCAUGAAGGAACUUGCAGAGAAAGCUGUCGCUUUGAGAGUCAAUCCACCAGUUCUUCGUAUCACAGCUGUGGUGGCGGAGGAGUACGUAACCGAAAGCAGAUUGAUUACAGAAAACCUUACUCAGUUCGCUCAAGAACUCAAAAUCAGGUUCCAGAUUGAAUUCGUGUCUAUUCAUACUUUCGAAAUGUUAUCUUUCAAAGGCAUAAAGUUCAUAGACGGAGAGAAGACCGCAGUUCUCUUAUCUCCGUGUAUUCUCCGGCGUCUCGAUCCGACCAACCGAACCGCCGGGUUUUUAGCCGAUAUCCGGCGGCUCUCACCGGUGGUUGUGGUUUUCGUGGACAGCGAAGGGUUGGGGGAAGCGGGAGCGGCGUCGUUUCGGAGGAACUUCGUUUCCAGCCUCGAGUUCUACUCCAUGAUGUUGGAGUCGCUGGACUCGUCUAUGUCCGGCGGGGAUUUCGUUCCGAAGAUAGAAACGUUUCUUUUGAAGCCGAAGAUUCAGUUGGCCGUAGAAUCGGCUGGUCGGAGAGGACCGGCUUGGCGGGAAGUGUUUCGUGGCGUGGGAAUGAGGCCGGUUCAGCUGAGCGAGUUUGCGGUUUUUCAAGCCAAGUUGCUUUUGGCGAAGAUCCAGGUCAGCGGUUUUCAGGUUGGAAAACGACAGGCCGACCAAGCUGAGCUGGUGCUUUGGUGGCAUGAGCGGGCCAUGGUUGCCACGUCAGCUUGGAGGUGUUAGCUCAGCUAGUUAGGGUGGGACAUAUAUAUAUAUAUAUAUAUAUAUAUAUAUAACUUUCUUAGCAUAAUAGCCGAAAAUGGUAAAGGUGUGGGUUAUGGUUUGGGAUGUAAUUAAAUUGUAAGUUAAUUAUCCCUUACCAUUGUAUUUCUCUACUUUUCUAUGUUUGGUAGUUUCUGUUUUUGUCUCUUUGGAAAGAAGCUGGUUGACCCUCCUCCCUUGAUCUUUUUUUAUUUUUCUUUUGGAGGUUUUGCUUGUUUUCUAACAUACAUAAUAUGGGAGAUUACACAGUUAUUGGGGCAACGUCCUUACACCUGUUUAUGUAUCAAA
This is a messenger RNA of Ziziphus jujuba (common jujube), 2152 nucleotides long. RefSeq names its product scarecrow-like protein 15. Bases 164 to 1825 code for a protein of 553 amino acids. Gene Ontology annotation, biological process: regulation of DNA-templated transcription. The record is from RefSeq and is a predicted model, not a curated record. Gene Ontology annotation, cellular component: nucleus. NCBI's taxonomy places the organism in Eukaryota, Viridiplantae, Streptophyta, Magnoliopsida, Rosales, Rhamnaceae. Gene Ontology annotation, molecular function: sequence-specific DNA binding; DNA-binding transcription factor activity. The transcript has a single exon.